Messenger RNA from Acaulospora colombiana, 734 nucleotides. The record is from the annotation of a GenBank genome assembly. NCBI's taxonomy places the organism in Eukaryota, Fungi, Glomeromycota, Glomeromycetes, Diversisporales, Acaulosporaceae.
GAAAAGUUGCAAAAGAACCGAUAUAGAAAUAUUAUCGACGUCCUCAAUGAUUUGCAUUUGGUAUUCGCUAAUGCCCUACAUUACAAUGAGGCCUCUUCCCAAAUUGCAAAGGAUGCCGCUGUUCUCAAGUCACUGUUCGAGCAGCUUUGGAAGGACGAUCCAUACCUUCCCAAUGCCCAACCGACCAAACAACCAGGUCGCAAGCCAGGAUUCCGUGCCGCUCCUCUCCCCCGAAUGUCCUCAUUUGCAACACCGAUGAGGCACAGUGGCGGCUUUCAGCCUUCCUAUUCGACGGCAAUGGCAACUGUCCAGGUCAAGCCAAUUGGUAAACCACCGGCUCCGAUUGUCGCUCCCCGGCUACAACCGCUUAAAAAAGGAAAAAGGAAAAGGACUCAGAAGCAAGGAGAUUUACCCAGCACGAGCGACUCUCGUCUUAUCAGUCGACCCCGCCGUCCCGGAUCUCCGGCGUUCUCAGAGAUCAAUUUCAAUUCCAAUCUCGAAGUUGAAGACGAUGAUUCUGAAGUACCACAAACUCACAUUGCUAACGAGGCGGAAACGGACGUCAUUGUCCAGCGAUUGGACACAACACUACCAAAAUGGGAGCCCUGGCAACAGACUGCAGAAAAUACUGUGAUAUUGAACUCGGGUUGGAUGACUGAACUACAUGGAGGAGCACUUCAGGCUAAACUGGAAGAAUUCGUGUCUCGAAUGAAAUCAUUUUUAAAUGCCUCCCA